This is a messenger RNA of Rotaria socialis, 690 nucleotides long. The record is from the annotation of a GenBank genome assembly. NCBI's taxonomy places the organism in Eukaryota, Metazoa, Rotifera, Eurotatoria, Philodinida, Philodinidae.
AUGACAGUUGAAUAUCUACCAUUAAUUCGUGAUUCUGAUCUAGCCGAAAAGGUUCGUCAUUCAUUUGAUAUCCUCGAACAAUGUUUAACUAGAUAUUCACCAAAUCAAAUAGCAGUUGCAUUCAAUGGCGGUAAAGAUUGCACUGUUGUUUUACAUCAAUAUUCGUUAGUAUUAAAUAAAACAUUUGCUCAAACAACAAGUAAAAAACCAUUAUUCCGUGCAUUAUUCAUUCAUAAUAAGCCUCAAUUUGAAAGUGUUCUACAAUUUAUCGAUGAAAGUACCAAACAUUAUGAGCUAGAUCUCAUUCGAAUCGAUGAUCGAAUCAAAGACGCAUUAUUUCAAUUGAAAUCUUCUCAUCCAGAUAUUCAAUGCAUUAUAAUGGGUACACGUCUAACAGAUCCAUAUUCAUCCGAUUUGAGACAUUUUUCAUCGACAGAUCCAACAUGGCCUGAAUAUAUGAGAUGUAAUCCAAUAUUAAAUUAUUCCUAUAAAAAUAUAUGGACAUUCUUGAGAGAAUUUAAAGUUUCUUAUUGUUCAAUGUAUGAUCAAGGUUUUACAUCUUUAGGUGAUCAAGAAAGAACAAUUCCAAACAUUAGAUUGCAAUAUAAAAAUCAUGAUACAGGUUUAAUGGAAUACAAACCAGCUUAUAUGUUAGACGAUGAGGUCAGUGAACGAGAUGGGCGCGAAUAA